CUUAUCCUAGUUAACUUCAGCAUAACUUCAGCAGUGUCAUCCUAACGGUGGACCUCGCAAGCCACAACUACCAUAUUCAGAUUUUUAUUAUAUACAACUAUUUCGUCAGUUUCCACGCCCACACUCCUACGACUCAGGUGGACUCGGGAGAAAACCCUCGUCGAAAUAUAUGACGCAAAAUGAAUGCGACCGUGUGUGGCUUGGCCAGCAAUAACUUCAUCACGUCGCUGAUACUCACUUAAGGACGACAUGUCUCCUGAAGAAAGACUGUGGUGGGAGUAGGUGUGCUGCCAACACUAUUGGAUGAGCAGAAUACAGGAUGCCUUACCACUGUGUGGCGUAUGGAUGUGGCAAAACUGCUGAAAACGAUGUGACACUUUUUAGAUUCCCCAAAGACUCAGAGGAGUUUCGCAAAUGGGAAAAGCAGGUUCAGCGUACCCGCAGCGACUGGUUCGCUACACCCAACUGUCAUCUCUGCAGCGACCAUUUUGGUAAAGACUACUUUGAGUCCAUAUCACCCAUGGGGGUUCCAAAGCUGCGAACUGGUGCGGUUCCCACCGUGUUUGUGCGCCCACACUGCUCUUCCUGCGAUGGCACUGGCUGUAAUAAGUGCUUUCCUGCUAUCAAAAACCAGAGCAUUGAUGCAGAACCAAAAGAUAGUACUAUUAAAAUUCAUUCUCAGACAAAAGGUAAUGAAAUAGGAACAUCAUGGUCACACAGCACAGAUGGAGCAAGUGGUGAGAAACAUCAAUCAGGACAACUAGAGGAGCAGUCUAAAGUUGAAAAAACUGUGGUGUGUGAGACAUGUGGGAAAAGUGGCAGCUUUAGUAGCUUUUACUCAAAAAGCAAGCGUUUCUGUAGCAUGUUGUGUGCGCGUUCCUAUUCCUCCCACUUAAAGAAGUUGACCACACAGGCUCGCCUGCAGGGAAAGACUCGUAGAAAAAAGACCAAAGUGCUGAGAAAAUUUACCAAAGUGCGCCCAGCAGUAUCGGAUGCACCUGUUGCACUUUUUGAAUGGGGCAGCUACUUGGAAAAGGAAACGUCUUUGGGGGCAUCCGUGUCCUGCUUCAGACAUGCUCCCUUGUGUACCCAAUGGGAUGACAUCAAUGUCGGGCUGAAGGUAGAAGUCUUAAACACCAAUGCAGUCUUGCCCACUAAAGUUUACUGGAUUGCUACAGUCAUUCAAAUUGCAGGAUACAAAGCCUUGUUGCGGUACGAGGGCUUUGAGCAUGACAGCAGCCAGGAUUUCUGGUGCAGCCUCGUUUCGGGUGAGGUGCACCCCAUUGGGUGGUCUGCCAUGACUGGCAAGCUUCUGGUGCCUCCGCAAGAUGUGUCCAACAUCCCUAACUGGAAAGAGUAUCUGAUGAAAAAAUUAGUGGGCGGUCUCACUUUCCCUGUUGAGUUCUACUUGAAGCUUAACGAGAGCCUGAAGCUGCAAUCCUUCAAAGUGGGCAUGCGCGUGGAGAUUGUCGACCCCAAACAUAUCAGCCGGACACGCAAGGCUGUCAUAGAAUCCAUUCACGCUGGGCGCCUGCGGCUGGUCUACAUGGACCAGAGCGAUUCCCCUGAAAAUGUCAUUGCAGAUUUCUGGUGCCACCAGUCUAGUCCUCUCCUGCACCCAAUUGGUUGGUCCAAAAGCGUAGGUCACGACAUCAAGACACCCAGUGUGUUAUCUGGUUUGAAGGGCAAUUGUGAUAGUACAGACAUCCUCUUUAAAAAGCCCAGAUUUGUCUACAUCGGUAGUGUUUUCUUUGAGGAGGGAAUGAAGCUAGAAGCCAUCGACCCUCUAAACUUGGGUAGCAUCUGCGUGGCAACUGUAACCAAGGUACUGAGAGACGGUUACCUAAUGGUCGGCAUCGACGGCGCAGCGUCAUCCAAUGGCGCUGACAGCUUCUGUUACCAUGCCUCCUCUCACGCCAUCCUACCGAAAGGUUUCUGCAAAAGGCAUGCCAUCAAUCUCACCGUUCCAAAAGGUUUUGAUCCUAAAACCUUCACCUGGGAAAAUUACCUGGAGGAGACAAAAUCUAAAGCUGCACCACCACACCUAUUCAACACUGACUAUCCAGGUCACGGCUUCUCCCCCAAUGUAAAACUUGAAGCAGUGGACCUGAUGGAGCCGCGGCUAGUGUGCGUGGCCACGGUGAAGCGUUGCGUGGGACGCCUGCUUCUCAUCCACUUCGAUGGCUGGGACGAUGACUUUGACCAGUGGGUCAAUCACGAGUCCCCUGACAUUUAUCCCAUUGGAUGGUGUGAGCUCACUCACUACCAGCUCCAGCCACCUCCUGGACUUGUAGUGGAAAACGAUGCAGUACAGGUCAAGAAACCAAAGAUACCUUUGUUUAGGAACAAAAGACGGAGGAGGAGGCGCUUGCACCCUCAACAUCAAGCAAAAGAAGACCAUAAUUGCGGCGAGUACGAAGGCGAUAGAAAACCGCCUUCGCGCAAACUGACGGCCCAACCGCCAUUACCGGAAAACACAAGUUCUCCUCUAAACCUGCCCCUUGUUGAACUCAAAGGUGAACCAGAGGAGCAGGAAAUCACUGCAGUGGAAGUGAAAGUGGAGGAGGUGGAGAUGGAGACUCCCAUCUCUAGUCAAGCGCCAACAUAACGAUGCUUCAGGAAAACCUAGCAGAGGAGUGUAAAACAUGAUGUCGAGCCUGGUGAUUUUAUUUUAUUUUUUUAUACUUUUGUAUUGAAGAAAUCAUUAUUUUCAGCAGAGACCCAGAUGUGUAGGUUGGGAAACCGGAGAUAGGCAGAAAUGGAAUGUUAAAAAAAAAAAAAAAGAAGAUAAGUCUAAAAUAAUGAGAGCUGAGAAAGGUGACGUUA
Syngnathoides biaculeatus (alligator pipefish) is the source of this 2826-nucleotide messenger RNA. RefSeq names its product L3MBTL histone methyl-lysine binding protein 2 (gene l3mbtl2). Gene Ontology annotation, cellular component: nucleus. Gene Ontology annotation, molecular function: zinc ion binding. Bases 320 to 2608 code for a protein of 762 amino acids. The transcript has 19 exons. Gene Ontology annotation, biological process: regulation of DNA-templated transcription. Lineage: Eukaryota; Metazoa; Chordata; Actinopteri; Syngnathiformes; Syngnathidae. The record is from RefSeq and is a predicted model, not a curated record.